AUGCAGCAGUCUUCAACUAUACUACCACCACCUCCUCUUCCGGACGGAACUCCCUCGCCAGCAAGACCGCCUGCAAAAGAAGCUAAUUUGGUGAGAUUUCAAGCUGAAUUAGAGUUCGUUCAAUGUCUUUCUCAUCCUCAAUAUUUACAUUCCCUUUCCACCCAAGGAUAUCUCACCAAGCCGUCCUUCAUAAACUACUUGAAAUAUCUAGAAUACUGGAGAGAACCCGAAUAUGUCAAAUUUAUAGUAUAUCCAACGUGUCUGGUUUAUCUUACCUUACUACAGUCGGAUAUAUUCAGAAGUAGACUGAACGAUCCUGGUUUCAUUGGUGAACUGAUGCGAGUUGGUGUAAAGCACCAUGAAACUUGGCGUGUCGAUAAGCCUCCAACGAAAGUAAAUAUCGUCUCAAAGGAUACAGCGGUAGACGAAGUAAAGCAAGAUGCGACGCAGGACCAAGAUGAGGACUAG
Kwoniella shivajii is the source of this 468-nucleotide messenger RNA. RefSeq lists its product as uncharacterized. Bases 1 to 468 code for a protein of 155 amino acids. The record is from RefSeq and is a predicted model, not a curated record. The transcript is spliced from 4 exons. Gene Ontology annotation, biological process: regulation of transcription by RNA polymerase II. Gene Ontology annotation, cellular component: mediator complex; core mediator complex. Gene Ontology annotation, molecular function: transcription coregulator activity. NCBI's taxonomy places the organism in Eukaryota, Fungi, Basidiomycota, Tremellomycetes, Tremellales, Cryptococcaceae.